Messenger RNA from Aphanomyces invadans, 3288 nucleotides. RefSeq lists its product as hypothetical. The record is from RefSeq and is a predicted model, not a curated record. Bases 113 to 3160 code for a protein of 1015 amino acids. Gene Ontology annotation, molecular function: transcription coactivator activity; histone acetyltransferase activity; chromatin DNA binding. Gene Ontology annotation, biological process: positive regulation of transcription by RNA polymerase II. Gene Ontology annotation, cellular component: transcription regulator complex; histone acetyltransferase complex. Lineage: Eukaryota; Oomycota; Saprolegniomycetes; Saprolegniales; Verrucalvaceae. The transcript has 2 exons.
GUUAUCUCGCAGGAGGCCUAAGGACGACAAGGUGAGCGAGCUCUUGGCCGAGUAGACGCCCCCUUCGAAUCAGAGUCCACCGGCACACCGAACGGCGAAGCGGCCUACUCACAUGGACAAGACGUUUGUGGAAGAAGACUUCAUGAUGACUGGUAUGGGGGGAGCGAACGGUAACAACCCAAACAUAUUUGGGGCCGGUGCUUUCUCGAUGCCACAGAACAACGGCAUCGGCACAGGCGGCCUCAACAUGCCGAUGAACAUGGGCGCGAUGCAAAGCAUGAUGUACAUGGGAGUUCCUCCGAAUAUGGCGUCGAUGUAUAACCCUUCGGCAUCGAACUCGAUGGACGACUUGGGAUCGGCUGCGAUUGAAUUUCCGCCGGAACUGGGCGGCGAUCCCCCAAAGCUGACCCCGGCGGCGGCAACCUUGAACAGCGGCGGUGUCAUGGAUCCAACUUCGAUGAUGGGCAUGAACCCAAUGAUGGCGGCUGGAAUGAACCCUCAUCUGUACAUGAGUCCCGCGAUGCAGCAAAUGCAGUACAAUCCGAUGUUUGGCGGGUACGCACCACAGAACCUCAACAUGUUGCAGCAGCACCAGAUGCUCCAGGCGCAGCAGCAGCAGUAUAUGCAGUUCAUGCAGCAAAAUAUGCUCAAUAUGAACAACAACCAGACCAACUUGAGCGGCAACUCUGGCAUGUUGGGAGCCCCGGCCACCAACGGCCUCGGGACCCCACAACAGCCCCACCCGUCCAUUGCACAGCCAUCUGCGGUGAACACAGCGACGUCCGCUGCCAACAACGCGAACAACAACAACGCUGGUAGUUGGCGGUCUCCGUCCGACGACCCCCAACGAAAGGACGUGAUCGGGCGCAUCAUUCGAUUCCUUCAAAUGCAGAAACCCAACGCCCCGCCCGACUGGAUACGACGGCUGCCUCAGAUGGCAAGGAAGCUCGAGGAAGCGUUGUACCGCAAGGCUAACUCGAAGCAAGAAUACAACGACAUGAAUACACUGCAGCAACGGCUACAUGUCGUGGCGCAGGAAUUCAAGAACAAGGACUGGCGGUCCACAGACGACAAUGGGAUCCGGCAAGACCUCAUCCACCGCAUCGUGAUGCUGCUGCGCGCACAAAACCCAAAUGCGACGCCCGACUGGAUCAACCGACUGCCACACAUGGCUAAGAAGCUCGAGGAAAUGCUGUACCAAAAGGCAACAUCCAAGGCCGAGUACACUGACAACGCGCGACUGAAGGAGCGGUUGCAAGUUGUCGCGACGGAAAUUCACAAGAACAAUCAGAAGAAGGGAGUGCCCCCGCCGACGACUGCACCCAAGACGGAGCUCCCAACGGCACCGACAGCCCCAUCCGGUCCUGCCAAGAUGGAGGCGAUUGCAAUGCCAGCAGAGCUUAACAACCCGUUUCUCGACAACGCCCGGGCGAUUGCAUCGAUUUUGACGCCGCGAACGAUCACCGAGUACAACCACAAAGUGCUCACGAUGAUCCAGAACAUCGGACAGCACCGCGUCGUGCUGAUGCGGCAGCAGCAGCGGCUCAUGCAGCUCAAACACGCUUGCGAGUGCAAGCAAGACAAGUGUGCGCAGCUUGCGUGUGCUGAGAUGAAGCCGCUGUGGGCCCACAUCCAAACGUGUCCAGAGAACGAGAACUGCUCGACGCCGCACUGCGUGAGUUCGAAAUACGUGUUGGCGCACUACCAGCAGUGCAUGAAGAGCACGUGUGUUGUUUGUGCAUCCCUCAAUCAGCCACCGCAGCCCCAACCGACCAACUCACUCCAACAGCAGCACCAGUUCAAUCACAUGGUCCAACAGCAGCAAAAACAACACCUACAACAACAACAGUUCAAACAAAAUAGCCUUCCGCCCCAUCACCUCGUCGGAGCAGCUAUGUCGCACCAACCCCUCCAAAUGCCCCUCGAGCUCAAGGACGAAGGAAAGCCGCAGUCGCACUUUGCUUCCCAAGCCAAAAUUAUCAGUAGCACCCUCCCGGAGAACAUCAUCCGCGACUACCACCAAAAGGUUGACUUUAUGAUGAACGACUCGACCCAACUUCAGCACCAAUCCAUUCUACAGCGACAGCAGCAGCGGCUUCUCGAACUCCGACACGCGAGCGAGUGCAAGCUGGAAAAAUGCACCCAGCCGUCCUGCCACGAGAUGAAGCCGUUGUGGGCCCACGUGCUCACGUGCAGACAAGCCGACACGUGUUCGACGCCGCAUUGCGUGAGUUCCAAGUAUGUUUUGGCGCACUACCAGCACUGCGCCAAGCCCAACUGCGUCGUAUGCCUUCCUCUUCGAGACAUCAGGACGGAGCCCCAACACACUGCAGACAAGAUCCGACAAUUUACAGAAAAGGCGAAGGGGGCUGCCAAUAUGCUGACGACGAGGCAGACCCAGGAAUACCACGCCAAGGUGCUGGGCAUGAUGCACGUCAAGUGUGUGGCCCAAAACCAGACGAUUCUCGAGCGCCAGCAGCAGAGGCUCCUGCACCUCCGCCACGCACUCUUCUGUCCCACGGACAAGUGCGUCCUGCCGUAUUGCGCCGAGAUGAAAAAGCUGUGGACUCACGUCAUGGGGUGCAAAAAGUCAGAGAGUUGCGCGUAUGCACACUGCCUGAGCUCCAAGUACGUGUUGUCGCACUUUCAGCAAUGCACCAACCCGGCGUGUGUCGUGUGUGCGCUGGUGCGGGAUGCCGGCGAGAUGGAAAAGUCCAUGGAGGAGGAAGCAAGAGCGAACGCAGUCGAGAAGAAGGAGCCAGCUGCACCAUCGCAGUCGACGGCUCCACUGAAACGAGGGUCGUCGGUGAUGGAGGCAGACCAGCAGCCGCCUAUGAAAAAGCCAGCACCAACUCCACAGACUGUCAAACCCCCCACACCCCAGGCAGCACCGCAGCCGAUCCCCAUGCCGGCAAAUUUGCCGUCGGCCCCUCCAAAACCUGCAACACCGACCCCAGUGAAAGCAGAUAAAGUUGAAUCCCCGAAACCAACUCCGCCUUCUGCCGCACCGACACCGAAAGCGGCGACUCCCGUACAACAAAUGAUUGCAUGUCCGCCGGAACUGCUCAAAGACGAAGACGAGUUUACAUUUAUGGACGGCAUCGAGGAAGAGCUCGGAGACGAUUUGUUGGGAAGCGAUGAGUUAGCGUUUGACUUUUGAACAGUGAAGCACAUAAUAUAUUGUUGGGCAAGCCAGUUGCUAGAAGCCGGUGAGGCGAAGCCGGGGACCGAUCUCGGUGGCUGUGGGAAACAGCACGGUAGAGGGAACGAUUUGUGCCGGCGUGCGGG